Arvicola amphibius (Eurasian water vole) is the source of this 1548-nucleotide messenger RNA. It is a transcript of the gene Celf3, whose product is annotated as CUGBP Elav-like family member 3. Gene Ontology annotation, cellular component: nucleus; cytoplasm; ribonucleoprotein complex. NCBI's taxonomy places the organism in Eukaryota, Metazoa, Chordata, Mammalia, Rodentia, Cricetidae. The record is from RefSeq and is a predicted model, not a curated record. Gene Ontology annotation, biological process: regulation of alternative mRNA splicing, via spliceosome; mRNA splice site recognition. Bases 40 to 1548 code for a protein of 502 amino acids. The transcript has 12 exons. Gene Ontology annotation, molecular function: mRNA binding.
UCCCUGCUCUCCCCUGGCCCCUCCUCCUGGGCCGCCCCAAUGAAGGAGCCGGAUGCCAUCAAGCUGUUUGUGGGGCAGAUCCCGAGGCAUCUGGAGGAAAAGGACCUGAAGCCCAUCUUCGAGCAGUUUGGUCGGAUCUUCGAGUUGACUGUCAUCAAGGACAAGUACACCGGGCUGCACAAGGGAUGUGCCUUCCUGACAUACUGUGCCCGCGAUUCAGCCCUGAAGGCCCAGAGUGCCCUGCACGAACAGAAGACUCUCCCAGGGAUGAACAGGCCCAUCCAGGUCAAGCCGGCCGACAGCGAGAGUCGAGGAGAAGAUCGGAAGCUCUUUGUGGGGAUGCUAGGAAAGCAGCAGACAGAUGAGGACGUCCGGAAGAUGUUUGAACCAUUUGGGACCAUAGACGAGUGCACUGUGCUUCGGGGGCCAGAUGGGACCAGCAAAGGCUGUGCCUUCGUGAAGUUCCAGACUCAUGCUGAGGCCCAGGCAGCCAUCAACACCCUUCACAGCAGCCGGACCCUGCCGGGUGCCUCAUCCAGCCUGGUGGUAAAGUUUGCUGACACGGAGAAGGAGCGAGGUCUCCGCCGAAUGCAGCAGGUGGCUACCCAGCUGGGCAUGUUCAGCCCGAUCGCCCUCCAGUUUGGAGCCUACAGCGCCUACACCCAGGCCCUGAUGCAGCAGCAGGCAGCGCUGGUAGCAGCUCACAGUGCCUACCUCAGCCCUAUGGCCACCAUGGCUGCCGUACAGAUGCAGCACGUGGCUGCCAUCAAUGCCAAUGGCCUCAUCGCCACCCCUAUCACUCCAUCCUCAGGAACCAGCACCCCUCCUGCCAUUGCUGCCACGCCCGUCUCUGCCAUCCCUGCUGCCUUGGGCGUCAACGGCUACAGCCCGGUGCCCACCCAGCCCGCAGGGCAGCCUGCCCCUGAUGCUCUGUAUCCCAACGGGGUUCACCCUUACCCAGAUGAAGCUCUGUCAGCUGAGAGGGACGCUGGUGGGGUUCCCAUCGUGUCCCAUCCCAGACCCCACUCAUGGCUUGUGGUGCUCCCUUCAGCCCAGAGCCCUGCUGCCCCUGUGGACCCUCUCCAGCAGGCCUAUGCGGGAAUGCAGCACUACACAGCAGCCUAUCCUGCAGCCUACAGCCUGGUUGCACCUGCGUUCCCGCAGCCUCCAGCCCUGGUUGCCCAGCAGCCCCCACCACCACCUCAGCAACAGCAGCAGCAACAACAGCAGCAGCAACAGCAGCAGCAGCAGCAACAACAACAGCAACAACGGGAAGGCCCUGAUGGCUGCAACAUCUUCAUCUACCACCUGCCCCAGGAGUUCACAGACUCAGAGAUCCUCCAGAUGUUUGUCCCUUUUGGUCAUGUCAUCUCAGCCAAAGUCUUUGUUGACCGGGCCACCAACCAGAGCAAAUGUUUUGGCUUUGUGAGUUUCGACAAUCCGGCCAGUGCCCAGGCUGCCAUCCAGGCUAUGAAUGGCUUCCAGAUUGGCAUGAAGCGCCUCAAAGUCCAGCUAAAGCGGCCUAAGGAUGCAAACAGGCCCUACUAA